Molecule: messenger RNA, 1335 nt
Organism: Cydia amplana
Lineage: Eukaryota; Metazoa; Arthropoda; Insecta; Lepidoptera; Tortricidae
Product: pickpocket protein 28-like
Exons: 11
Coding region: 1-1335 (444 amino acids)
Biological process (GO): sodium ion transmembrane transport
Cellular component (GO): plasma membrane
Molecular function (GO): ligand-gated sodium channel activity
Source: RefSeq, a predicted model, not a curated record
AUGACCAUGGUUUUGCAGGUAGACUCGACCUGCCAGGUGAACCAGGUUCCUUUCCCCAGCGUCAGCAUCUGCAACAUGAACAUGGUGUCCGUGAGAGAGACUGCCAAUAUCGCUACACUUUUAAAGAAACACAACCGAACGGAAAAUGAGAUCGAUAAGUUUCUCGAAGACUUACCGAAACUGACACACAAUAUAACGCCGUAUGCGAACAACGCCACAGAGAUAAUGAACAUCUUAAAGGGAUAUUAUUACACCAUGGACACCAUUAUGGAAGAGGUUCUUCAAAAAUGCGAAAACCUCUUGUUGUACUGCGAGUUUAAUAGAAAGGCGAAGAAGUGUAUGGAUAUAUUUACUCUGAUAAAAACGGGGGAGGGCCACUGCUGCGCCUUUAACUACGCUGCCCUGAACGACGUAUCUGAACUUUCUCUCCUGCCACACGAUGACACCCUGGAGUACUACGACGGCGACGAAGAAUCUGACCACGUGUCGGGCACCAUCAUCGCCACGUCAGAGUCCGGCAGGACGUCGGGUCUCACCGUCGUGUUCAACGUCGAACCCGACGAUUAUCCCAGCUGGUCCCGUGCCAUCAACUACGGCGCGCUGAUUAUUAUAAAUGAUCCAAAUGACUUCCCAGAAACGUCUGCACGGGACACGUAUGUGACUAUAGGUACAUCCGUGGACAUAAAGGUGGAGCCAGGAGUGUACCAGAGUGAGGCGGGUGUACGACACGCGUCGCCCGCGCACCGCGCCUGCUGGUUCCAUGAUGAGGUGGUGCUAAAACACACGGACCGCUACAGCUACGAGACCUGCGUCACCGAGUGUGUAAUGGCCAACUUCAUCGCGGAAUGUGGCUGCACGCCCUACAAGUACCCCCGAGGUUACCACUUAAGUUCUUUCUACUUCCAACACAUGGCUGAUAAUGUGCUAGACGAGACCUGCGUCACAGAAGUGUACGGCAAGAGAGUACCGUGCGACCCGCUCUGCUACGUUGAGUGCCGGGACAAGCGCUACGCUAUAAGUAAAAAUACCCUACCGUUCCAUGCUUCCGACUACCCUAAACUCGACACGAAAGAUGUAAACGUGGAGCAUCUCGCGUCCAUCAAAGUGUAUUUCGGCAAAUCUUCGUGCAGCUGCUACAAGCUGGCGUUGCUGAUGGACGUCGACUAUUUCAUCGCAACUUACGGAGGCGUGCUCGGCCUAAGUUUUGGAGCAUCAUUAGUAACUGCAGCAGAAUUAAUAUAUUUAUUAAUUAUUGCUAUCUCUGGAAAAAUAUCUCUUAUUAGAAAAAGGGGAAAACUGGGAAAAUUUGCCAAAGUUUCACCCAAACGCACAUAA